UAUUUCUAGUAUCUUUGCUUGUGGUACACUGUGGUAGGCUAGGCAAAUAUUUUGUAGUAAACAAGUUGUCCGUUGUUCACAGUGCCAUAUUAUAACUAUAAUGUCCUUCUCAUGCUUUAGUCAUGGUGAAGCAAGGUAUACGAAUAUAUUGCAGAGUUAAGCCAACAAAAAGCAAAGUUGGGUUGUAUGAUAUUGAAGAAGAUGAGGAAAACUACAGUCAGCUCAGUUUUGUUGUCCCAAGAGAACUUGCUGCAGGAUUCAUCAACAACAAAAAACAAGAAUACAAAUUUGCAUUUGAGUCUGUAUUUGAUCAGAAGGCAAAGCAAGAAGAGAUCUUUGACAAAGUUGCCAAAGGUGUCUUAGAAAAUGCACUACAAGGCUAUAAUGGGACCAUCUUUGCCUAUGGUCAGACUGGUAGUGGUAAAACAUUCACAGUUACUGGAGGAGCUGAGAAAUACUCUGAUAGAGGCAUUAUACCAAGGUCUCUGUCCUACCUUUUUGAGCAAUACCAAAAUAGUUCUGCAUUUGUUUUCACCACACAUAUCUCAUACUUGGAGAUAUACAAUGAACAUGGGUAUGACCUCCUUGACCCUAAACAUGAAGCCACCAAAUUGGAAGACCUUCCUAAAGUAUCGUUGAUGGAGGAUGGCGAUCAAAAUAUUCACCUUAAAAACCUAUCGAUCCAUCCAGCAAAUAAUGAGGAAGAAGCACUGAAUCUGUUAUUUCUUGGUGAUACAAACAGAAUGAUUGCUGAGAUGAUAGCUCGUUUAAAAGGUGAACUACAGUCAUUGAAAGGUCAACUUGCUUUGGUGGAUGAAAGUCAAAGCACUGAUCCACUUACAGAAGAAGAAAUUACAGAAUUAAACAAUUUAGUUGAGAACUACUUAGAAGACCCAGAUACAGAGAGUUAUUUAAAGGUGCCACCUGAUAUCAGAAAAAUUAAUCAGUGUUUUAAAAUAUUUAAACGGCUAGUAAAGAAGGAAUUUAGUGAUAGUAAUCCUGAAAGAAGACAAACAAGUAACACUGAGUCAUUGACAGAAAGGCAGAAUUCUGUUGACACUGUUGAAGUUAAGAAGUUGACCGACAUAAUUCGUCAAAGAGAUAAUGAAAUCAAUAUUUUAGUGAAUAUGCUUAAAAAAGAGAAGAAAAAAACCCAUGAUGCUUUCAAUAAGGCAACCACUUUUAAUGAUGGAGAAAACAAAAUGAGGUUUGAACAAUCACACUCAUCUACAAAGAACCAAAAACAUUCUAACUUUCAAAAUUCAGAAGAGUCUUCAAGAGUUCAUAGUUCAAGUUAUUCUUCACUAAGUGAAAGUUCAAGAGUUCAUUCAGUAGAUGCAUCGACACGACAAUCAACUGCACAGAUUUCUUCACAGAGGAGAGAAAAUGGAGAGCCAAGUUCCUUGUCAUCUUCUUCCUCCUUUCAUCUGCAGAACAGUAAAAGGAUUCUUGAUAAGUUGAAAGGUCAAAUAGAACAUUACCGAAUGCAGUGUGCAAUGCAGGCUGAACCUAAUGCAGGUCAGCCAGAUGAAAUUGAGCAAAAGUUAAGACAUGACAUGGAAAAUGAAAAACAAAGUUACAAAGUGGCUUUUAAUCGAUUGAAAUCACUCAAAUCUGAGAUAGAACACCUUCAACACCUUUUGGAAAAAUCUCGGCUUCAGCUACAGAAAGAUUUUGAAAUGUGGUGGGCAGAGCAAACAGUAGCACUUGAGGCAAAGCAAGACCAUAAACAUCCAUCUCCAGCUCCUCCUAGGACACCAUCAAAUGCCUGGAGGACACCCCCUGUAUCCCCUCUCAAACCAUUAGACCAAUCUGGCACCAGUAUACACACACAGCCUAGCCAAUACCAGAAAAAUUCAACACAGCCAGUGGAAUCUAAAGCAGAAAGUGGUAGAAGAACUUCUCAUCGACAGCAACGCAAUGCUUUAUUAGCAGGCCUAGCUUCACAAGGACACAGGGAUUUCGGUAGUACAGAAUCAUCAUCUCAUUACAGAUCAGGCUCUUCUGCAAAUGACAGUAGUUACCAUGGAAACUCAACAGACACUCAGUCGUCAAGACGUUCAAAGUCAAGUAGUGCAGUAUCUUCUAGUGCAGUUCAACUGACAGGGGAUAAAAGAGCAGAUGCAGAUAUCAUGGCAUUUAUUAAAGCAAGACAAAAUCUUCUAAAGCAAAGAGACCACAAUUCAAAGUAGAUUACUGCAAUAAGAUGUGAAUUAUUGGCAUCACUGUAAACAACAAGAAACCAAACCAAGUCUGUGAAUUUUACAAGAGCCAGUGAAUGCCUAAUCUUAUUAAAUGUCACCAGAAUGCUAGUAGGAAGCUUUUGAUAGCAAUGACGACAGUAGGACGUAGAAUGUAAAGACAUCACUAAAAGUCAUCUGCGCAUGCGAGAAUGUUAAGAUCUCGUCGCAUGGAUUCUAGGACGCAAUUAUAGCAUAAUCUACGUAUGCAGAGAACUUAGGACACCCUGUAGGACGGUCACGCAUGAGUGAUUCUGUUGUAGCAUCGCGUCGUUGAACAAAUCAAAAGCUAUAUAUAAAUAUAUUGAUGAAUUCAGAACUACAGGAAUGAUACCUAUUUGAAUGCUUUCUUAUGCUUUAGUGUUGCAAGAUUCAUUCUCCACCUGAAAGAAAUAAUUAUAAUCAUAAAAAUCCCACAUUUUCCACAAUAAGCCAAUUGGUAGUUUAAACUGCACAUGCCCAUAUUGAAGGUCAGUCAGCAAAAACCUAUGUUAUGUGUAUGUAAACCUAUGUUAUGUGUAUGUAAACCUAUGUUAUGUGUAUGUAAACCUAUGUUAUGUGUAUGUUUGUUUAUGUUGAUUCAGGCUUGCACAAUUCAAACGGCGAAUUUGCUUGUUGUGGAAAAUGAGGGAUUUUUAAAAUGAAGCAAUGCAACUGAUUGUGUAUUGUGAAUUAGUGGUGCAUUCCACAAUAGAAUAAAGGUCGCCUCAAAAAUAUAUGAAGCUUUAAUAAAAACGAAAUGUAGAAUAAAAUGGCCUUGACAAUUUUUGUAGUCGCUUUUAUUCUAUUUGUACUUCAAUUCAAUAUUUUUAUGGUUUUUUUUUAAAUAUUUAUUUGUAGUUAUUAGCUUUUACACACAAGCCAAUAGUUUCUUUUAAUUAAGAAACUUAAAACCUUUAAGUGUUUUUGUUUUCCCUGGGUUUUCUUUCGAUUGAGCUAGGAUUUUUUAGGUAUUUUUCUUUCAUGUCAUUUUGACUAAUAGUACAUCUUUAAAGAAAUUCAAUUGAAAAAGUCAACUGUUUGGUAGUUUCCACACAAAGGUUUACAAACAACCCCAAAACAUUCAUAAAAAUAUCAGUUAAGAAUUUUUUAAUAUGUGGCUUGAAAUCAUAUUUUUAUAAUUAGUAGUAAUUAUUGUACUUUAAACUCAAAAAGAAAUUUAAACAAAAUCUGCAGUGGCUGUACAACUUAAUUUUAUUAAAGAAAAUGAUUUAUGCUUUUAUUAUUUGUAAAAGAUAGAGUUUGUAAUAAAACAAUUUUCAAUAUCACAUGUAUUUUUCAAUCUCUGUAAAAAUCUUUGUGUCAGUAUAAACGGUACAUGGAUUAAUUCCAUUUUAUAAUAAGUGUUAUUACAAUACUAAAAUCGAUAUGUAUUUUUUUUAGCAAAUUAAGGAUAUAUGCAAAUAUUAUUAUUAUUAUUAUUUAUUAUUAUUAUAUUAACAUCAGGUAAUUAGCGAGGAAAUUAUUUUAAUAUUCUAAUUUAUAUUGAAAACUAAUAACUUUUUGAUAUACAAAGUAUGAAAAUAUUAACGUUUAUAUUUAUAUAUUAAUAAUAUGUUUAUUAAAUAAACGUUACACGGCUGCACGGACGUAUCACUAUCAUUUGUAAGAAACGAAAAAAAAUUCUUCAACCAGGAAUGAUGAAUUAUUCAAAGUAAUAUGUAAAAUUUACAUGCAUGUAAUAAGUAGUUACCAACGACGAUAUCCCACAUCCACAAAAGAUCUUAACUCCAUCAACAAGACGUGGAAGCAACCCCUUAGCUAUCUUAUAGUAUAACUUUGUUAACCACUGAUAUUUUGUUUUUCUAUUGUCCAUAGAGAAAAUAUUUUCUCUAUGUAGUGUCGGACCCUUGAUCAGCAAACCAUCGGUAAUAUACAAUACAAUUAUCUCAUCUAGGUCAUGUCUGUGAUACCUUUGCUGGUAUAGUACAUGCUAACACUCCCGUUUUGGCCAUUUUAGUGACUUGACGUCCGGCCAAGUUUUUUUCUCACGUUUUUUUACAUGCUCUCCCGGUUUACAAAGAAAAUUGCAUAGGCCUACUUAUAUAUUAAAUUUUUUUUCCAAUAAACUGCUAUGAAAAACCUCAA
Messenger RNA from Anneissia japonica, 4328 nucleotides. RefSeq names its product kinesin-like protein KIF6. Gene Ontology annotation, biological process: microtubule-based movement. Lineage: Eukaryota; Metazoa; Echinodermata; Crinoidea; Comatulida; Comatulidae. The record is from RefSeq and is a predicted model, not a curated record. Gene Ontology annotation, molecular function: microtubule motor activity; ATP binding; microtubule binding.